Porites lobata is the source of this 12446-nucleotide messenger RNA. The record is from the annotation of a GenBank genome assembly. Lineage: Eukaryota; Metazoa; Cnidaria; Anthozoa; Scleractinia; Poritidae.
AGCGGGAAGAGUUCUUUGUUUAGAGUUCUUUGCGGCAUAUGGAAGCCUAUUUCAGGUAUGGUUUGUUCAUCCAAACAAGUAAUUUCCGCUAUAGACUGCAAGAGCCAGUCUGUCGCUUUAGUUUAACUUCCUCUUUUACACCUAUAAUCAUGGACAAAAGUCUUGGGACAAUUUUGCAUAUCUGAGGCGUUUUCGAAUAGGCCAUAUUUCCGAGUUUCCCCGGGCCUUUAUUUCAAAACAAGGGUAGGUGCUCAGCCUUUGGUAUGGAAAUCAUUUUUCAUUCUCAUGCAAAUAAAACUCAUUUUCACAAGAAGGGUUGUGCACCUAGCCUCAUUUUGAAAGUGAGGGUUUUUGGAACUCAGAAGUGGCCUAUUCACACGGACCCAACCCCUCCCCUCACCCCACAAACAAUUGUUGGACGCGUGUGUUUUCCGAGUUUCAACUUUGUGUAGGGUGGGGGGAGGGAGAACUGCAGAAACGUUCGAAAAGGAUGCACUUUUUUAUGAGAGAACUCAGAAAUGACAGAAAAAUAUGAAUACUGCAUUGCUUUUGUCCAUGAUUGUAGCUCACGUUAACCCUUUUAGCCCUAAGAGUAAUCAACUUCAAAUUCUCCUUGCUUUAUAGUGGUACUGAGAAUUAAGCACAUGAACACACAAGAUGAAUUACAGUGAUACCUUAUCAACCUCGCCCCAUUACCUCUAUAGGAAAUGUUUAGGGACAAUAAAUGAAAGUGCAAAGUUUGAUAUCAUGUUUAAAGAGUCGAGAAUAUUCGUCACUCGAAUUUUUGAACCUUUGCACGAACUCCUAUGGUAUUACCAUUCAAAUGAGACUUCUUCUGCAAAGUUUCCGCAUGAGAUUUGAUUUUAUAAAACUAAAUUUAACUGUUAUGUUGUUUUAUUCCUGUGACUACAAGUAUCAAUGAAAUAACAAGUAACAUCUAUUUGUAAUUAUCUUACAGGGGAAGUCUCGCGAUUUCUUCCAUUAAGCCCCAAAGCUGUUUACUUCUUACCACAAAAGGCAUUUAUCACAGACGGUACAUUGCGAGAACAGGUAACACAAGAUCCUUUGCAGUAAAGGUAUUCAGGUGCUGGAUACAGUCUUAUGGUCAACCUUUCAUGUGUGCCUUUCAAUUUUUUCCUCUUACUUUAGUCGAGUUUGAGGUCCGUACUUGGUAAACUGCACAGUGAUUUUACCCUCUCCCGUCAGAUAUAUACUAUAAAUCUAUAAUCUGUAAAUAUCGGUACGGACGAGGUUAAAACGACGUUUAUCAUAUCUCUUUGUUUCUGUGGAGAAAUAAAUGUACACCUGGGAUAAAAUUUAAAAGGCAGAAACAAGCAACACUAAAAUAGAAACAACUGUAUGACUGUUUUUGUGAUUUGGGUCCGGUCAACCAUCCAAAGGCGCAGAGUCAGUUUUACAAGUUGAAAAAAAAAAUACUCAGUAUCGUUGGUUUGGAGGGAAGCAAAAGAUCUUGCAUUUAAGUCGCGUUCCUUUCAGUGUGUCACUGACCGAAAAUUGUCAAAUCACAAAUCGAAAAAUGACUUAGUAAUUAAAUAAUGCAAUCAUAUCUCUUAAAAACACUGGUAAGGCCGUUAGCAUAGACAUACUUCUUUCCGUUUUGAUUCUAUGGACUGAAAUCCUAUUGGCUAUUCCGAAGUUGCACAUGGGACUGAAUCAGUAGUGCGUUGGAUGUCGCUAUAGGACCGUUUUGGAAUGCUAUCGCUUCUUUUACGAAGUUGCGCAGGGAACUGGGUCAAAAUUUGUCCCCAAAACAGUCCCAUAGUGCAAUUCGGUACAACACGAACCCACUUCACACGCGACCCCCAGAUGACCAAUGGGGACGUAGUUGAAUUCUAGCCCUUUUGAAACCAGGGAUUGAAAUCCUUGUUCCUCGCCGCUUGGGACGUUUCGCCAGGAGGAACGUCUGCGCCUCAGCGACAGAAAUUCUAUACUGAUGACGUAAAAUCUGCCCGGAAUCUGGUCGGGAGCUCUGAUUGGGCGACAUAGCAGUUAUAUUGUUUUACCUAAUGUUUACGAAUGACAGGCAGAAGACAAAAGGCCACAAAAGUCAAAUGUAAACGGGGUAGUAAACGUGAUGAAUCUACGACAAAACAGCCAAUAUUCCUAAAAUAGAAAAAGCAUCUGAGUUUUGCUGGAGUUUGCUUGCAGUAGAACACAAAACGUUACCAUAAUCGACCAGGAGAAACAUAAAAUCAUACAAAUUUACCGGAUUUAUUAUCGAAACAUUGAUUUACGUCGUCAGUAUGGAAUUUCUGUCGCUGAGGCGCGGACGUUUCUCCAGGCGAUACGUCCCCAACGGCAAGGAGCCCGGAGAAACGGCUGUAUUCGCAGGCUAAUUGAGUGACCCUUCAGAAAUACAUUGUUCAAUAUUUAAGCAUCAAGACAGUGCACAUUCGGUGAUAAUCUCCCUUUAUCUCCUUUAUCUCCCUGCUUUUGGGAACUCAAUGGCCGAUUACAAAAUGAAAUGCAUUUACGAGCCCUUUAAAAUGUCCACUUAACGUCCCUUAAGCUUUUGUCCCCCGAUUCAGACCAUGGGGGCUUUUGGACCCCUCCCCCCUCCCCUGCGAAAAAGUUGAAUAACUUAAGAACCGUUCAAGCUAUGAUUACCAAACUUAGCGACUUUUCCUAAAAAUUAGCUGGGAACAUUUGAAAGUCGUCAUGACGUGUAUGUCAACAUUGACGUUAUCAUGGCAACCAAGUUUUGGCGGGUAUGUUUUAAAAAAGUUGAAUAUUUCUUUAAAAAAAUAGGUUUUAAAAAGUUAUUGUCUCUGUUGGCAGAUGCUGAGUUUAACUUUCAACAGUGUUUAUUUCUCUCGGAAUUGCAUAUUUUGCAGAUUUUUUGCCUCCUAAGCAUCCUUUUAUACUCAGAUCAAGUUUUCUAUUAAGAGUUCCUCGAUUUAUUAGGGUUUUGAUACCAUGUUCCCAGAGGAAGUAGUUGUCACUGCUUCGCCGCUCGCUCUCUCUUUCGCGAAGAAAAAAAUCAAUAAAAAACUCGGGGACCAUGGUAGGGUCUUAAGUAAAAUGGAGUACCUUUGAAUAAUUCAAAAUGGCAAAUCCAACUUGGCGGAUGCUUCCAGUUCCAUGUUUAGUCAUAAAUGACGUCAUCAUGACAUCACUGCUAUUGUUAAAGGUUAUUUACAUGUUAGCCAACUUCUUGAUCAUAUUUAACCCCUUACUAUUUUAGUAUCUUUCGCUUAAUGUGUACUUGGAGGGAAAUUUGGAUUCUGCCCAUAAAUCAACAAUGUGACGUCAUAAUUUCAGAAGUUGGAAAUGAUGAGUACGUUUUCUGUGGCGGUAACAUGAGCGGUUUUGAAGUUAUAGAGGGGGGUCUCUGGAGCCCACCCCCUCCCCCCCCCCCACCCCAGUGGCGGGAAGCGAAAAACGCCUGGUCUGCGGAGGGAUAAGUUAUUCAAUCACACACGUCAUCUUUAAUGCAAAAACUGUCGAAAAUCUUCCGUCACGGAUGCCUUACCAUGGAAGUUGUAACAAGAGAAAUUUCGUAUCUCCAAGCGACCAUGUAAUGUUCUAUUUAUUCUAUAAACACCAAUGAACUACCAAACCAUUUCAGUUUCACAGUUUUUUGGUGUGAAAGGCGCGAUUUAUUAUGUAGCCAUAUCAACGGUGAUAUUUUCACAUGUGAAGAUUACAAGUUUUUCGCGCGAAAGCUCACCUGGUUUUUCAUUGGUGUUUAUAUAAUAAAUAACGUUCCGAUCUUAUAAAUGUUAUAGUUGAUACGAACAACUAACUCAGUUUUCCUUUUUCAGCUAACAUACCCCUUUGAAGACCAUUUACUUGAAUACAAUUGCGAAUCAGGUAUGGGGUGUGAUUAUAACUAAGUGAAAACUGUUUGUUAACCACAUUCAGUCAAUAGAAUGCUGAGCCUCUAGAUCAGUUUUUUUGUUUUAUUCCCCUUCCCCUUAGACUGCUUGCAGUCCGCCUUUUCUCUUUAAAUGCGUGUAGUUCUUAUCUGAGCCAGCGCGAUUGACCACUCCAGAAAAUACCAUAACAUACCAUAAUGUUCUUUGUUCGUCACCCCCAAAUUUUACAUAAGCAUUGUCUUCAGUUUCUCUUGGGAGUUAAAUGGCCCCAAGAGAAACUGAAAACAAUGCUUAUGCAAAAUUUAGGGGUGACGAACAAAGAACAUUAUGGUAUGUUAUGGUAUUUUCUGGAGUGGUCGACUGGAAGUUGUUUAUGUUCUAUUUAUAAAUUGUUUCAAGUUACUCGGGUUCAAUUGGUUAAUUAAAUUACCUUGACAGCUUUGUUGUCCUCAGACAGAACAAAAGAGUCAGCAGUCUCUUAUUUUUUCUUCUCGGGCUUACUCCCUCGUUUAUCGCGCCUCGCGUGCUUGGCUUUCGUUAAUUUGCAAAGAUAAAUAAGAGACUGCUCGCUGUCUACUUCGCCUCGGAGCAAAGUAUGAAUUUUAAUUCAUCGAAAUUUGUCUAUUGUGACGGGAUUAAAGUGUUACAUAAUUACGUGCGUGUGUUUCUCACGGUUUUUAACCGAAUUUUCUUAGAUUUCUAAUUUUCGUUUACUUAAAAGUGCGAGGUACAGAACGGUAGCGAAGCCUGUGUUUCAACAGACGUCUCCUUUUGGUCAUUUUGAGGUUGCCAUCUUACGCCGGAGCUUAUUUCCUUUUCGUACACGGUCGUUGCCACCAUUAGUAACCAAGCCUUUAGCCAUGAUGGAUGUAAUAUAUUCCCUGGAUUAAGUUACAAUGAGGCAAAAAAUACGUUUUGAAUAGUCUUGAAAAGAACGACGUUGAAGCCCACGUUGAAUCUACGUUGAAAAUUAUGGAAAGGGCUGAUGUAUCAAUUAAGAAAGACAGUUUGCUAGUUUAUUUAAUUAAAUUUUUCGGAAUUCUGACGGGUCAGUGGUGAAGGUAAUGCUGAGAGAGAGAGAGAUUAGCUAGGAUACGACAGGACCGGGUUUGACCCUGGGUUACGAUCUUCUUUCCUUUUGAUAGAAACACUCUUAAAAACAGGUUAAAAAGGUACAAAGUGUCUUAAAAAAUGGCAGCGACCGUUUAUGAAAGGGAACUUGCUACGCCGGAACAGGGUCAAAAUUCGGUAACAAACGCUUCAUAAUGCAAUUUUAAGCAGCAUCGACGCAGUCCUAGGGUGAUGUUACUCGGGACGAUUCGCAACGACGAUUUUUAGCGCUACACAGCGAUGCAAUGUUGGAACAAUGUUGUAACCGUUCGAAACAAUGUUGCAACAAUGCUGCAACUCUGUGUUGCGUUAAAAAUCUUCGUUGUAAAUCGUCUCUUGUAACAUCACCUUCACGCGCCACAUUAAAAUGGCCUUAUUUUGCUUCAAUGCAACGUUGGAACAAUGUUGUAACCGUUCGAAACAAUGUUGCAACAAUGCUGCAACUCUGUGUUGCGCUAAAAAUCGUCGUUGUAAAUCGUCUCGCGUAACAUCACCUUCACGCGCCACAUUAAAAUGGCCUUAUUUUGCUUCAAUGCAAUGUUGGAACAAUGUUGUAACCGUUCGAAACAAUGUUGCAACAAUGCUGCAACUCUGUGUUGCGCUAAAAAUCGUCGUUGUAAAUCGUCUCGCGUAACAUCACCUUCACACGUCACAUUAAAAUGGCCUUAAUUUGCCUCAAGUAGUGAAGUUAGGAAUUGUUUGUACGCAGGCUUCAGGACAGUAAUAAGUCGUUUAGCUUCUUUUAUAGGCAACUUAAGCUGUUAAAAAUGCAAUUUCCUAGUUUAAAAAAUCCCUCACUUUAACAAUGAGUCCAAUGUACAAUACUUUUCUGUGAAAAUUCAUUUUUGUAUCAUAGGUUUCCCACUUACCCUCGUUUAGAACGGAGGCUUGGGCAACUUGGAAUCAUUAUGAUGGGGGAGGGGAAGGGGUGAGGUUAGUGCAAAGUCUUCAUUGGUUGGGGCUUGGUAUAACUUCCUUCAUUAAUUUUGUAAUCCUCUGGAUCUUCUAUCAUAUUUAGUUGGAGAAGAAAAUGAACGACUUUUUGAGCUACUGAAUUGUGUUGGACUGGUAAGUUUUUUUAGCGUCAGCGUAGAUCAUGUUGUCCUUAAAAGUUCUUUAUAUACUCCGAGUAGUGUAGUACAUACUGCGAACAUAGAGAUCAAACUAUGCGACAAGUGGUCGCUUACAAGAAUGUUAAAAACAAUGCCAAAUUAUUAUACCAUCGCCCUAAAAGUGGUCGCGCUUGCACACGAGAUGUUCCAGCUGCAAGGCUUUGACUGGGAAAGUUUUUGUGUUGUUCUAGAUAAGAAGUCGCUUACGAGAGGUUGUCGCACUUGGAGGCUCGGUUGUUUUAAUGACGGCGUUUUGAUUUAAAGGUGGAUUUCUCGCCACUUCUGAUCAAAAGGACAUCCUUUGGAUGCAUUCAUUUGGAAUUACUGUCCCGACUCGCCGAUGUGUUCAGUUAGCGUUGUGUGCUUUCUUUGUGCGAGACAUUUUGAUAGUUAAAUAACCAUAUUGUGAUAGAUAGAUAUGAAGUACAAUUGCAUAAAUUACGUUCACAACUGCGAGGAUAAUUGUUCAUUUGAGUUCAUUUCCGCUGUUCUUAUAUGAUUUAUUUCAUAUACAUCUGUCACAUUCAUCUCUUUCACGGGAACAUAUGAACACAUAAUUGACCAGCUCCCAACAUCAGUGGCUUCAUAUCUCAGUUGGUUAGAGCAUCGCACCGGUAUCGCGAAGGAACGGGUUCAGGUCCCAUUGAAGUCCUGAAUUUCUUUCAGGCUUCUUACGCAAUUGCAUAAAUUGCGUUCACAACUUCGGGGAUUAUUCUUCAUUUGAUUUUAAAUAACCAUAUUGAUUUUCCUUGUCUUAUAGUCGACUCUGUGUCAUAGAGUUGGUGGUCUGGACAACCCGGUUGAUUUCAGCUGGUGAGUAUGCCUACGUGGUGGUAUUUAGCAAUUAUUGGAUGAUGCUGGGUGUGAUCUAAAGAAUUACGCGGUGGAUCGAGGACAACGUUAUCCGGCGAGGCCAAAGGCAGAGGUGCAUAACACCCUCCGAGCUGUAUUUUUCUGUUAUUGCUGGGAUUUUAUAGGCAGUAGUACGGCUCACUGUGUGAAACUUGUUCGCCUUUUUUCGAGUUCUACCAAAACAACGCAACCUCGUCUGAAAUCAGGAGGCGCAAUCCGUCUUAAUGUACAUUCAGAAAAAUCUUAAUUAGCCUUUCUUCAGGCCGCUAGAAUCAAGGAAGUUGAGGCAAUUUUGCCAAAAAUUCUGGGAAAGAUUCUGCUUCUUGUUUAAGUCAGUGUAGGUUGGAGAAUUAUUUAUCUUUUAGGCUUCCACUAGUCUCGUACCCAGAUCUCUUGUCAACAAAACCGUGAACGAGAGAUUUGCGUACGAGAUUAGGCUUCCACAGCAAAGUGUUUUGAUCCUAAAACGUUUUGUAGUCUAUUAGUUUUCACCUUUUGAAUGCCUUUAAGUUAAUCAUGUCCCGUAUUAAAUUAUUAAGUACUUAAGUUAAAUAAACAUUACUUAAUAACAACGAUAAUGAAGAGAAAAAUUGUUGUUAUUUGCAAAAAAAAAAGAUGAAGACAACAUGAAACGCAGGGGAGGAAAAUGCGUUUUUUUUUUCCAGCUAAAAGUCAGGUAAAACUUAGUUAAGCAAUGCUUUUAUCUCCAAUGAUACGGUGGCAACGCUCAUUUCUCUUUCUCUUUUGUCUAGGGAAGGCAUGCUUUCGCCUGGCGAAAUGCAGAGGCUGUCUUUUGCUCGUUUGUUCUAUCAUCGCCCACUUGUAGCUCGUAAGUGGUCAAUUUUUAGUUUUAAACUGACAUUAUCCUCAUGACUUCAACUUGAAGUCAAAUGAAAUGUACUGAACAAUACUUGUCUGUUGUACUGUUUGUCCUAAAAAAUGAACCAUGUGGUAAUGUAUUUAUUUACUUGUACUACUACAUGAGAAAUUUCUGCAAUUUGAUUGGCUUAGAGCAGUAGUAUUUCAGAUAAAUUUGAAAUACCUACACGUGAAAAUUACAAACAGUAAACUUGAUUUCUGUUGAUACUGUUUAACGGUCGUGAAAAAAAUUUUGAAAUCAUGUGAUAUUAAUGCAAAAUAUUAUUUCAUGCUAUUACCUAUACUUAUAUUUAAUCUGGAUGAAAUCCUUCAUUAGAAUGAAAGCUAAUGAUCUGACCAGAACUCUCUUGUGAUGAAUAAGUUGGUUCCCACUUUUGAAUCUGUGGACGAAUCUGAAAGUGUGACCAUUCAAAUGAAAGCUAGUUAGGUGUGCUUUCACAUGGUACUGUUUAUUUCUUCAUAACUUCCAAAGUGAAUUUUGAUCGCUUUCCGGAGGAAAGAGAUUUUAGAGACAACAAAACAAUCUGAUGGCAAAACUGCUGGUCUUUAAUCAAGGAAGAAAAAUGUCCGUUAGUUCGUUAACGAAAAAUUCUAACAGUAGGAACUACCACCAGGAGCCUGUUUCUCGAAAGUCCCGAUAAAAUGUCUCCGUUUCCAUUAAAUAUCGAGGUUUUCUUUUGGUAACAUGAUAAAAAAAGUUAAUGAAACAAAAUGGAACAGGACCUUAUUCUUUAUAUUUCGAUUUGAAUAUUUGUGAAAGUUAAACUUUCGAUAAUCAGAUCAAAACAUAAAUAUAAUCACUCAAAACAUUAAUAGAAAGAAAUGACACGGCAAAGACAAAAGGAGGCACCGAUAGACAAACUUGAAGAAGAUUAAAACAGGUUGAAAUUGUGGGUUUUGAAAAACUUGUUAGCCAAAAACUUUUUUAAAAAGUUUCUUUUUUGUUGUUUGUAACGUUUGGUAUACUGCUCUACUUGGAAAGUAUAUUUAUCGGAAGAGAAGCUGUGAUUUCGUUGUUUGCAUGUAGUUUCUUCGUUUGCGUUAAGUUCCAUAGGCCAUAAGCGUAAUUACCAAGAAAAAAAACAUUUUUUAUAUUUUCCGUUGUUAUUAAAUUUUUCUUUUUGGUUUGAUAAUCAGUUCUUGACGAGGCUACUAGUGCGUUAGAUGAGCCCUCAGAGACAAGACUGUAUUCAAUGUGCAAGCAGUAUGAAAUCACUGUCGUUAGUGUUGGCCACAGAGAAUCACUGAAGCAGGUAGGUCGGCCUAGUGCAACAAUAGUCCAGUUUCGAAUUAAAAAUUACCGUUGAAUACAAACAUUAACGGCACAUUUAUACAGGGUUAGCCUCGACAUAAAAUAAAAUAUUCAGAAAUUCCGGCAAGUAAGUGUUUGAAAUUUGAAUAUACACAAUAGACAGAGUAAUAAACAGGUCUUUUUCUCGUUGGAAUUUGUGAAUGUAUUACUUCAGGUGGAGGCUAAGCCUGUAAAAAAUGCGUCUUCACUUCUUUAAUUCAGCGGUCAAAGCGAACUCGAAACUGGACUAUUGAGGUAUUAAGUCCUGUGGGGUCCACUUUUCCGAAGACUGAUUAGCAAUAACUGAGGUUUAAAUUUUACCUAUGAUUGGUUUAUUGUUUUAUAUACUAAACACCUUUACAUUGGACGAGGCUUUGUAAUAUCUGCAAUAAUCAAGGUCUGGGUAAAUGUUCUCGGUGAGUGAUAUCACAAAAACCGGUGGAGACUAAUCGUUUUAUUAUUCAUGUUUUGACGAAAUAACAACAAACUCACCGUCGCAAUGAACAGUUUAUUAUUUUCCGAAAAGAAUUUAUACGGUGGAACCUCGAUAUAACGGAGGGCCAAAGGACUAACAAAAUUUGUCCGCUAUAACGAGGUUUCGUUAUAUCGAGGUUCUUGUCCAUAUAUUUUGCUAUCAUUGGGGUAAAGAAAAUUGUCCGUCAUACAGAGGACUUAGUUGUAUAGAGGUUCUUUUGAUCGAUGUUCCACUGUAUUGCUCUUAGUAAUCAUGCAUUGCACGCGCAAUCUACAGAUUAGAUAUGAUCUGCUAGCAUGUAAUCUGCAGGUCGCGCUGAUUUCCAAAAUUGACUAUAGUCUCUUAGCCAAGAGACUAAAGACAGAAUGAGUACAAACAACCGUGCGCCAUUUUGGGCAAAACAAAGAAAAUACGUUUUCCGUGACAUCAUCAGUUUGUCUUUUCUCUAGUAGAUCAUGGGCAACGACCAACCACAACGUGCGUAUUAUUCACCAAAUUAAGCCAUAGCUCUCGACCAAUUGGCGUGCAAGAAAUCAACAACAACAACAAGAAAAAUACACUGAAAAUAGUGGAGGGGCAGCGAUUUGCCGCAACAGACAAACGAGUUUUCAAAUCUACUGUGUCAUUUUAUUUCCUCAGUUUCACGAUUACAAUUUGAAAUUGGACGGUGAAGGAGGAUGGGAGUAUAUCACGAUCAACCAAGAAUAAAGAUUAUGAAAAUUUACGCGCUGUAAGUUUCGCGUUUGCUUAGUAAUAAAUUUGUUUAGCACUGGAGCCCGAUCGGCUCCCGGUCCCGGGGGUAGGGGGCACUUGGGUAUUUUUUGGGUGGGUAUGUGCCGCCCGGGAUUCCAAAUUGGCACCCCGUUCUAAAAAAAAUUUCCCCUUAAAUUGAUACCCCGUUCUAGACUUCGCCCUAAAAUUGAUACCCCGUUCUAGAAAUGGGCCAAGUUUUUAUACUCCGCGUCUAGGGUGCAAAGAGUACAACAGUUUGCUUGUUAACGCAUUGAAUCGUAUUUUAAAAGCAAUCUGUCCUUGAAUAAUUCGAAAUGGCUGCUUACAAAACUGGAGCUUUCGUGCGUUUGAAAUAUUAUACCCCGUUCUAGAAAACGCCUCUGAAAUGGAUACCCCGUUCUAAAUCAGGAGCUUCAAAAUCACAACCCCGUUGGGCGGCACAUACCCGUAUAGGUAAUGCAUGGGAGUAACCCCCCCGGGGGCUCCCGGUAAAGCGUAAGUAAGCACAGGUCUGAUUACGAGCCGCUUAUAGGGGAGGAACGAAACCGGUCCCGUGAGUGCAUCGGAAAUCUAGCCUGAAAUAAAGAGAACUUUUACUCUUUAAACCCUAAGAUCAAAAUUUGAAUUUUCAUUUGUUGCCGCUAUUCACUUCCUACAGAAGUGGUGGUGAGAAGUUGAUAAAAUAUCAAGCAAAUUCAUUUUGUGUGAUCAUGUCCGUAAUUCUCAUGACCCCUCUGUUUUACAAAGCAUUGACAUUAUUCAUUCCCGAAAGAAGUAGUGGGGAGAAAAUGAUAAAAUUUCAAGCAAAUUCAUUUUGUGUGAUCAUGUCCGUAAUUCUCAUGACCACUCUGUUUUACAAAGCAUUGACAUUACAAGGAGAAAGUACAAAGUGAAUUUAAAGGGGCUAUAUCACGUUGAUACUGCUGUUUUAGAUCAGUUCUGUGCUGAGCUCAUUACUUAGUACCUUUACCAAGAAAUAAAAUACUCCUGUAGAGUUAUGAAGAAGAUAUCAGAGCAUAAUAUUUUUGGUGAUUUUUGCAGGCAUGGCAUAAAACUUGAAAAAGUUGCCCCAACGUUGUCAAGUUUCAAUCCAUGUUAAUAGUAUAUGGCAAAGGCCUUGUGUAUAGUGAAGUGCACUUAGCUGCCCUAGCUACUUAACAAUUAUUCCUCGAGCCCGAAUGAGCUCUGAGUCAAUUGCCCAUGAGGGCGAGAGGAAUAAUUGUUUUAGUAAAAUCCAACUAUUUGCUCAAAAAUAUCGAGGAUAAAAAAAAUUUAGCUAGUUAAAAGCUAGACUUUAAUCCUUUUUUGCCGCCAAAAAGCCCGCGCUUUUCGCUACUAGGGGGCUAUAACAUAUAGCCUAGUAGUAGCUCAACCAAUCAGAACGCAGCAUUGAUAAUAGACCACUAGUUGGAUUUUGCUAAAAAAGUUUACAAGCACGUCACUCCACUUAAAUAAUAUGAUAUUUAAAAAAGUGCAAAUAGAACGCAGGAUUCAUAGAGAGACGAGUUUUGACUCGGAUAUUGCUGAAACGUGGAACGGGGUACCGGGGACGAGCAAGGGGAACGGGAAAUAGAAAAAUGGGAACAAAACAGAGAAUUGGAAAUGGCGUUACUGAAGGGUUAGGGUUCAACUUAGGUUUUGUUCCCAUUUCUCAUUCUCCCGUCCCUCUUGCUUGUUUUCCGUUUACGUAACAUCCCCUUUUUAACUUGAGAGUCUUUUUUUCGAAAUUCAGACCAAGUGACUGGUCUUUGGUCUUUUCAUAAAUUAUGCAUACAUAAGCACAGUUCUCCGGGGUACCAUCACGUGGUCUGACGUGGCAAAACGAAAAGUCCAAGCCCAAAAGGUCUGUUCGUGGUAGUAGUCACGUGACGAGGCAGCCAUUUUGGUGGUCAUUACAAUAAACAAUUUUUUGAAGAAUUUACCUUAAAAUGGUGUUUACUUCCCAGAUGAGAGAAUCACCUUUGUUCUUGAUUACCAACAUGGCCGCCGUGACGUCACGUGCAAACCAGCAAUUCAGGGUACUAGCCAAUGAAAGAGGUGAUUAUGUCCCCAAAACAGUCCUACAGUGCACCUCAACACAUGCAACACCGACCCAGUCUCUGGCGCUGCCUCAAAAUGGCGGUUUCAUGGAAUGUUGGAGGCUGAGAACAUGGCCA